AUGCAAUCGGUUAAUAUCGUCGGGAGGGCCAUAAAGGCGUGGUGUCAUUUAUCAUUGGCCAUUUUUAUCAUACUCAGUGCUAGGAGAGUCGAGGGCAAGCGGAUUCACCCUGAUUAUAAAAAUCAAGCAGAAGCUAACAUGGAAGGCCGUAUUGUGGGCGGUGAGGUAGCCCCGGUGGGGUUUGCACCCUAUCAAGUCUCCAUCCAAUCGAUAUUUGGCUCCCAUCUCUGUGGCGGGGUAAUUAUCGACAAUGAAUGGAUAUUAACGGCCGCCCAUUGUGUACAAGACUACCCACUCGAUGUGUUGCGUGUAAUAUCGGGCACCAAUAAUUGGCGACAACCUGGAACUGUAAGUCUGUUGGAAGUAGCCAUACCCCAUUGUCGUCACGAUCAACCGGAAUAUCACAAUGAUAUUGCCGCGGUGCAUCUGGAUAAGCCGCUGGUCUUUGAUAAUUAUACCAAUAAAAUUGAAUUAUCCCGAGAGGUGCUGAAAGAGGGUGACAUUAUCACCAUGACCGGCUGGGGUGCCAUGCGUCUCAAUGGUGAACCUCCAGAACUUUUACAAAAAUUAGAUUUUAAUUUUAUACCCCAUGAAGAAUGCCGUCGUCGAUGGGAUUAUGAUGAAGGUGUUGGUGUGGGUCAUAUUUGUUCCAUGACCCGUGAAGGUGAGGGGGCAUGUAAUGGAGAUUCUGGUGGACCACUGACAUUUAACGGUAAAUUGGUGGGCCUUGUUAAUUGGGGUGCACCAUGUGCUAAGGGUAAACCGGAUAUGCAUGCCAGUACGGUAUAUUAUUAUGAUUUUAUACAAUUGGCUUUAAAUCAAUGUACUAGGUUAAGGGGAUGA
This is a messenger RNA of Musca vetustissima, 843 nucleotides long. Its product is annotated as chymotrypsin-2-like. Gene Ontology annotation, biological process: proteolysis. The record is from RefSeq and is a predicted model, not a curated record. The coding region runs from base 1 to 843 and encodes 280 amino acids. NCBI's taxonomy places the organism in Eukaryota, Metazoa, Arthropoda, Insecta, Diptera, Muscidae. Gene Ontology annotation, molecular function: serine-type endopeptidase activity. The transcript has a single exon.